Molecule: messenger RNA, 1809 nt
Organism: Rhodotorula graminis WP1
Lineage: Eukaryota; Fungi; Basidiomycota; Microbotryomycetes; Sporidiobolales; Sporidiobolaceae
Exons: 5
Coding region: 1-1722 (573 amino acids)
Biological process (GO): chromatin remodeling; regulation of transcription by RNA polymerase II
Cellular component (GO): SAGA-type complex; nucleus
Molecular function (GO): transcription coactivator activity; chromatin binding; zinc ion binding
Source: RefSeq, a predicted model, not a curated record
AUGACGGUCACCAAGCGCAAGCAGAAGCCUCGCGAGACCGGCGGCCCCGACACGGCCGUCGCCGCGCCGCAGCUCGAGUCGGGCAUGAAGGCCACCUGCGACGCGUGCUCGGUCGACAUUACGCACUCGGUCCACAUCCGCUGCGCCGAGAAGGUCGGCGAGCGGCUCACGUGCCCCGACUUUGACCUUUGCGUCGACUGCUUCCUCCACGGCAAGUCGCUCGGCCCGCACCGCGCGACGCACGCCUACCGGGUCAUCUCGUCGCACUCGUUCCCGAUCUUCAACAAGGACUGGGGCGCCGACGAGGAGCUGCUCCUGAUCGAGGGCGCCGAGAUGUACGGCCUCGGCAACUGGGCCGACAUUGCCGAGCACGUCGGCGGCCGCACCAAGGAGGAGUGCCACGACCACUACGUCGCGACCUACAUCCAGAGCGAGGCGUACCCGUUACCUCAUGUCGACCAGGACUUUUCGCCCGACGACACCGAGCCGUUCCAGCAGCGCAAGAAGGCCCGCCUCGAGGAGCUCCAGUCGCGCCCGAUCCCGCUCCCGCCGCCCAAGCCUCUCGCGUCGGCCCCGACCUGCCACGAGAUCGCCGGCUUCAUGCCCGGCCGCCUCGAGUUCGAGCACGAGUACGAGAACGAGGCCGAGGUCCUCAUCAAGGACAUGGAGUUCGGCAAGGUGUACCACUUUGGCGGCGACGCGCAGCCGGCGGCGCCGCCUGCCGCACCGGCAGAAGACGGCGCGAGCGGCGAGCAGAACGGCGCAGGCGGGUCGGGCGAGGGGGCAGGUGCGGCGGGCGAGGGCGAGGUCGGCGACAAGGAGGAGAAGCCGCUGCCCGACGGCGAGCAGGACGGCGACGAGCCCGAGCCGGAACUCGAGCUCAAGCUCGCCAUCCUCGACAUGUUCAACGAGCGCUACGACAAGCGCAUGUCGUCCAAGGAGCUCAUCUUUGACCGCGGCCUCAUCAACUACAAGAUCCUGUCGGCGGCAGAGCGCAAGCGGUCCAAGGAGGAGCGCGACCUCAUCAUGCGCACCAAGGUCUUCUCGCGCAUCCAGACGGCGCAGGACCACGAGGACUUUGUCGAGGGCCUUCUCUACGAGAUCACGCUCCGCAAGCGCAUCGCCGAGCUGCAAGAGUACCGCCGCAACGGCGUCACGACGCUCGCCGAGGCCGAUCGCUACGAGUCGGCCAAGACGCAGCGAGCGUCGACUCGCGCGAGCGCCUACCGCGACUCGGUCUCGCUCUCGUUCGACCGCGGCGGCGGCGGCUCUCGUCGCCCGACGCCCGGCGGCGGUCCCGGCGGCCCCGGCUCGACCCUCGCCGCGCAGCUGCGGGCACGGCCGGCCCCGCCGCUCACGCUCGCGAGCGCGGCGAGCCUGCAGCUCUUGACGCCGCUCGAGCAAAAGCUGUGCGCGACGCUGCGCAUCCUCCCGCGGCCGUACCUGUUCCUCAAGGAGGUCCUCCUCCGUGAGUGGGUGCGGCUCAAGGGACGCAUGGGCGUCGCCGAGGCGCGGCGGGCCGUCGUGCGCGAGGGUGGGCAAGAGGACGAGGCGACCGGCGAGUGGGGCGAGAAGGUCGAGCUCGUCUGGGAGUUUGUGCGCGAGGCGGCGGGGCUCGGGACGGAUUCGGGAGGAGGCGAUGAGGACGACGAGGACGACGAGGACGACGUCAUGGACGACGCGACGGCGUCGGGUGCGCAGACGCCGCUCGUGUCGGGCUGAGGGAGCGAGGAGGCUGGUGUACAGAGCUCUCUGAUGCGGGCUGUCUGUGGUCGUCUGCCGUGCACUGUUGUACUCUUUCGUCCACUC